Symbiodinium pilosum is the source of this 903-nucleotide messenger RNA. The record is from the annotation of a GenBank genome assembly. Lineage: Eukaryota; Dinophyceae; Suessiales; Symbiodiniaceae.
GCCCUUGCUUCGAAGGGUGCGCAGUGCGUGAUCACCGUGCGGAACGUAGAGAAGGGCAACGCGGUGAAGGCGGACUUGGAAGCGAAGCUGAAGGAGGAGGGCGUCUCUGCCAAAGACAUCGCCGUCAUGAAGAUGGACAACUGUGACUUCGAGAGUGUCCGCACCUUCGCAGAGGACUUCAAGAAGCAGUAUGACCGACUGGACAUCGUGUGCAACAACGCCGGCGUCAUGGGCCUGGACGUUCAGAUGACCAAGGAUGGCUACGACAUCCAGAUCCAGACGAACCACCUCAGCCACUUCCUGAUGACGGCCCGGCUAUGGCCACUCCUGAAGUCCACGGCAGAGAAGUACGGCGACGUGACGCUGACCCAGGUCUCGUCCGGUGCCUCAGAGAAGGGCAAGCCCACAGUGGACGCCAGCAACUUGAACAACCCACACCCGUCCCACGGGAUCCUGCUGUACCUGGCACCAUACGUGCUGGGUGGUAGCACUGGCCACUGGGCUCGCUACGGCCAGAGCAAGCUGGCCAACGUGCUCUUCGCCAACGAGCUGCAGAAGCGGCUCGCGGCCGCCGGCCUCGGCGAGAAGAUGAAGUCCACAUCCUGCCACCCGGGCCUUGCCGCCACCAAUCUGCAGAUCACCACGCAGAAGGGUGGAGGCAUGAAGGACGGGGCCGGCUACCAGAAGAGCGGCCAGUCCUGCGCUGAUGGAUCCUUGCCUCUGGUCAUGGCAGUUGCACACCCCACGCUCUGCGAAGGUGGAGCCUACUACGGACCUUCGGAAGGGCGCACCGGCGCGCCCGUCAAGACCAAAAACGAAAACCCCAUGGCCUACAACGAGGCUGUCAUGAAGGCGCUCUGGGAGGCCUCCGAGAAGGCUGUUGGUGAGGAGUUCAAGCUUUGA